AGCCGUACACUGCGCAUGCUCCAGCCGCGGCGCCCCCGACUCCGCACUCGGCAGGAUUCGGGCAUUUCCGCCUCUUUGUUUUAAACUCCGCACGGCUUUUUUCUCCUCCUCUUGGGGGGGACCCAGAGGGAGCGGCGCCCCCUCCCCCUCCCGGCGAGCCCCCGCGUGCGCCCGCUCGCCCGCCGCCCGAGACGCAGACUUCACAAUGUAGCCCCGAUUCCAGGCUAUCAUUCACAGAAAAUGGAAAAGGAACAAGGGACAGAAAGAAGGUGCAGAAGCCAGCCAGAACUCAGAGUAAGGAGGGAUCAUCGCAUCCACUUGGUGGCCUGAAGCCUCCAUGCCACCGGGUGAGGAAGGACUCACAGACAUCCAGAGGAGAAGCCAAAGAUGUUGACCAGGAAGAUUAAACUCUGGGACAUAAACGCCCACAUCACUUGCCGCCUGUGCAGCGGCUACCUCAUUGACGCAACUACAGUGACUGAGUGUUUGCACACAUUCUGCAGGAGCUGCCUGGUGAAAUAUCUGGAGGAGAAUAAUACCUGCCCCACUUGCAGGAUCGUGAUCCAUCAGAGCCACCCACUACAGUAUAUUGGUCAUGACAGAACCAUGCAGGACAUUGUUUACAAGCUGGUGCCAGGCCUCCAGGAAGCGGAAAUGAGGAAACAGAGGGAAUUCUAUCACAAACUGGGCAUGGAGGUACCAGGUGACAUCAAGGGGGAGGCGUGCUCAGCAAAACAGCACUUAGAUCCCCGCAAUGGUGAAACCAAAGCAGACGACAGUUCCAAUAAAGAGACAGCAGAAGAGAAGCAGGAGGAGGACAACGAUUACCACAGGAGUGACGAGCAGGUGAGCAUCUGUCUGGAAUGCAAUAGCAGCAAACUACGGGGCCUGAAGCGGAAGUGGAUCCGAUGCUCAGCCCAAGCAACAGUGCUGCACCUGAAGAAAUUCAUCGCCAAGAAGCUCAAUCUCUCCUCCUUCAAUGAGCUGGACAUUUUAUGCAACGAAGAGAUCCUGGGCAAGGACCACACUCUCAAGUUCGUGGUUGUUACAAGGUGGAGAUUCAAGAAGGCACCCCUCCUGCUACACUACAGACCCAAGAUGGACUUGCUGUAAACCCAGCCAGACUCAGCCCACACCCAACGCUCUACACGGCAAAAAUGUGUCGUGGAAUGUUGCCUCUGGGUGCCAUGUGGACCAGAUUUCUGAAUAGAGAAUAUUUAUAACUUUUGUAUGAGAGAAUCCACUCCCAACAAGACACUACCAGCACGCGUUUACAGAGGAUGAAAACACUUCGCAGUUCGCUCGUCUCUGCUUCAGGUCUGCAGGCCAGAGAAUAAGUGAAAUGGUGGCACGUUCCCACACCGCGUCUGACAUCAGCGCCUCUGCUUGCUUUCCAGGCCUUGAGAAUCUGAGUUCGCUUUGGUUUAAUUCGUGGAUUAGGUUUCAUGAUAAGCCUCAAAAAUACUUGUACUUUCAUUAAGUCCUUCCUAAGUUAUUGAAAGUCUUUUCAUGGUAUAUAUUUAUGUUGCCUUUAGCUUCCUGAAGACUUAAGAGAUAUAUAAAAAUUUAAUUUAAAGCGUACCCAAAGAGGCUUGCAGUAAUACUAUUAUUUAAUUUCCCACCUUCUAGAGUACGGCAGAGGCCCAUUCCCAAGUUUAAGUCUUGUGCUGUGCAUCCUGGGAUGAUGGCCUGUGCUGGCUGGGCAAGGCAGGACCCUUCAUGACUCCCCAGUGUCAUGUGGCUACACUUCCGGCCCCCUCGGCAAGGCAAACGAGGUGAUCUGCCCGUGCAGCACUGGCUUCUUGAAAAGUUCUUGAAAUAAUUUUCCUUGGAAAGGCCAUCACUGAAGGUCCUGCCUUUCCCAUUUUGUUUUCUUUCUGCUGGCAAGAUGUGGUGGUGGCUGUGUGUCGCUAUCAGACAGCACAAGCCGUCCCGUGGGGAGACCUUGUACAGACACUUGGGAGGUGGCCUCUAGCCUCCAUGUUCCUGGUAGUGGGUAUUUCCAGGCUUGCCUUCCUGCUCAUGGGGUUAACAUGCAUUCUUUGGGUCCCUUUUUCAUGCAAGGUAACUGAGCAACCUGUUAAGCAGAGGUUGCUUUUUUGGUCACAGACAGGAUACUAUUUGGUAAUCUCCCCUUUCACAUGUAAUUUUUGUUGUUGUUGUUGGGUUAAAGAUUGAGAUGCCAGCAUGUCCAACUUUAUCCCCUAAGGGGUCUGAAGGCAAGACUACAGAGGAGGGUGCUGUCCUGGGGUCCCAGGGACCCCCUCAGUCUGGGUGCCCUCUGACCUCUCCCACUUCCUGCCCUUCCAGGCCCCAUGGGAACUGUAGGACCCUAUAAUCCUAGAAGUACCUCUGCUCUUGGUGGGCAGAUGAGGAUCUUAGUGUCCCUUAGGCCAGGCUUUCUGAGUCUUCGCCUUAGCAAUUGGAAUUUUUCCUGAAUUUGCUUUGAGAGUUGAGAUUGGAUUUAUCAACACCCACUUUUUCUUCUACUUCCUCUUUCACUUACACAGUGUCAGAAGCAGCGACUAGUGAGACCUAAUGUUACUAAGGAUAAAACAUCCAAAUUAACGGAAUCUUUAAUGUAUGCCCUUCUAAAAUAAAAGCAAGCUCUUUGUUUGGAAUUGAUCAAAAUUCACCUCUCUAUUUAAGCCCAGGACUGUUUGGAUCAUUCAGUUUCCUGAGUUUGCUAUUCAUCCAAAUCAUUUCUAGAGUUACUACACAAGGGUUUAUGCGUAAAUAUUACCUGUCUACCUCAGAACACAAGUGCUGCUGAAGCAUUCUGCAAGACCGUGUUCUCACAAUGCAGUUACGUUAGAAUUUAGGUAUUUUCCCAUGUGGUGAAAUUAAAGAAGAGUUCAACAGUUAGAAGCCUCCAAAUUAAAAUAAAGUUAAUUUACAGUUCAGAUCAAACUUAGUAUGGCUGUAUAAUCUCAUGAUAUAUAUUUGUAACUUUGUAGCCACUUUUAGAAUCACUUGACUUUGCUAUGGU
Messenger RNA from Peromyscus maniculatus bairdii (prairie deer mouse), 2989 nucleotides. It is a transcript of the gene Pcgf3, whose product is annotated as polycomb group ring finger 3. Lineage: Eukaryota; Metazoa; Chordata; Mammalia; Rodentia; Cricetidae. The record is from RefSeq and is a predicted model, not a curated record.